Messenger RNA from Caenorhabditis elegans, 1091 nucleotides. It is a transcript of the gene sra-1, whose product is annotated as Serpentine receptor class alpha-1. Gene Ontology annotation, biological process: G protein-coupled receptor signaling pathway; sensory perception of chemical stimulus. The coding region runs from base 1 to 996 and encodes 331 amino acids. The transcript has 5 exons. Gene Ontology annotation, molecular function: G protein-coupled receptor activity. The record is from RefSeq and is marked reviewed. Gene Ontology annotation, cellular component: membrane. NCBI's taxonomy places the organism in Eukaryota, Metazoa, Nematoda, Chromadorea, Rhabditida, Rhabditidae.
AUGUCCAACAUAACCAGCGCAUCUGCAGCUCAAAUAGAUCAUGCGUCUAGUUGGAAUUUCCGUUUCGCAGUGUUUUGCUCUCAAUUGUCUAUAAUUUCUACUUUCAUUCUAUCAGUUAUAGCUGUAAAGUGGAUAUUUACAAAGUCCACAUUUCAGACAUCAACUAAAAUUAUCCUAGUUUUUAACUUUGUCUAUGCAAACAUACACCAAUUUAUGUAUGCAAUUAUAUCACUGGGCAUGGCUUACAAAGGAAUAUUUUUGCUUGAUGAAACAUGUGAAUGGCUGAUAACUGAGAAGGAUUGCCUUCUAUACACGGAAGUUCUAUACGUUGGAAUUAGUGGAAUGAUUUACUCACAGACUGGAAUUUUAAUUGAGAGAGCAUUUGCUACCUUAUACAGGAACUACACAGCAAAAAUAAGUCGAUUAGUUGGUAUAAUCAUCUCAACUUUUGUGCUCAUAAUGAGUAUUGCCACGUAUCAAAUUAUAAUCAGUGACGAUCCUCUUGAAGGAGUAGUACUUUCAUGUUUUGUCCCGGCUCAACAUAGUGCUCAACGAGCCAACACAUUUCUAUUUAUUGCAUUGAUUUUGACCUUUGUAAAUUUAAUUUCGUCAGCAGCCGUGAUGUUUUAUAACAAAAGAUUGGAGUAUAGCAUUCGGUAUAAGGUCCGCGAAAGAUUCAAGAAGCGUGAAGCAAUUUAUUCAACUCACACUAUUUGCGUAGUAUGCAUGGCUCAAUUUGUAACAAUGCUCGUGUACUCAUCAGGAGUUCUUAUACUUCGAUGCAACAUGAGCAAUAUAUUGCUUACUACAUUUUAUAAAUUAAUUACUUGGGUUUAUACAGUUCAAUAUAACGCUCUUCUAUUUCCUCUUAUUCUGAUUUUCCGGAUUCGUGCGACAAAAUUGUCCAGAACAAAGAAAAUUCAGGACAUCACUAGUGCUAAUCAAUCUCAAACGGAACAUUACAACCAGAUUACUUCGGCGUGGAAAAUCACUUGACCACCUUACAUCUUAAAUACAGUUUUUUGUAUUUGACUUUUUUAAUGGGGAAUCAAAGGAUCCACAAACAUGAAAUAAAAGUGACAAAUAUUCAA